Messenger RNA from Acanthosepion pharaonis, 822 nucleotides. The record is from the annotation of a GenBank genome assembly. NCBI's taxonomy places the organism in Eukaryota, Metazoa, Mollusca, Cephalopoda, Sepiida, Sepiidae.
AUGUGUUCCUUUAUUCACCCUCGCAAAAAGCUGAAAAUGUGGUCUACACUGAAGUCCUCAGCCAGUGAUACGCAAACUCCAUUCCAUUUUUCCUUUUCAUGCAAGAAAAUUACUCUUCUCUCCAAGCUUAACCUCAUUUGUUCCAAGAAAGUCACGAGCUGUGGGGUCAGCAGAGGGCGUAAGCUAUCAGAUGACCGUGAAAUCGAGGCAGCGCGCACCUGGUCAGUCACCCGCUUAUUGAACACCCUCUCUCCCCCUUUCCACUUCCCUCAAUUGCCCCUGGCUCAAUCAACACCCCGCCCACCCCCCGACGGAUUCGUUUCUGAUCCUAAAAAUCUUCUUUCUAACUCAACCCCCCCUUCCAUUAAUCCUUCCCGCGUUUCAAUGCUUCCCGAGUAUCUAUCAAUCUAUCUCGCUAUCGAGCUAGCUAUCUAUCUAUCUAAGUCUGUUCCAUAUCUAUCUAUCUAUCUAUCUAUCUAUCUAUCUAUCUAUCUAUCUAUCUAUCUAUCUAAGUCUGUUCCAUAUCUAUCUAUUUAUCUAAUACCCAUAUCUAUCUAUCUAUCUAUCUAUCUAUCUAUCUAUCUAAGUACCCAUAUCUAUCUAUCUAUCUAUCUAUCUAUCUAUCUAUCUAUCUAUCUAUCUAAGUCUGAUCCACAUCUAUCUAUCUAUCUAUCUAUCUAUCUAUCUAUCUAUCUAUCUAUCUAUCUAUCUAAGUCUGUUCCAUAUCUAUCUAUUUAUCUAAGUCUGUUCCAUAUCUAUCUAUCUAUCUAUCUAUCUAUCUAUCUAUCUAUCUAUCUAUCUAUCCUUCUACCUAGCGACUGA